Drosophila novamexicana is the source of this 866-nucleotide messenger RNA. RefSeq lists its product as uncharacterized. NCBI's taxonomy places the organism in Eukaryota, Metazoa, Arthropoda, Insecta, Diptera, Drosophilidae. The coding region runs from base 182 to 772 and encodes 196 amino acids. The record is from RefSeq and is a predicted model, not a curated record. The transcript has a single exon.
UAACAAUUCGGUCGACAUAUUGAGAGAAAAGUACAUAAAAUUCAAUAUUUGUGAAUUUUCUCUUAAAUUUUAUUAAAAUUCACUUUGUGAGGCCUUUCGUUGUACAAAAUUUAUAAAUUUAUCAAUUCGUUGCGCUUUUUGGCUUUACCAAGCUUUAUUCAAUUAACAAGUUAACGCAAAAAUGUCGGACAAUUCGGCGGUCUCCGGUAUACUCAAUGCGGUGCUGUGCGGCGUUACCGGAUAUGGAUUCUAUGCAAUGCCCCCACAGAAUCAUCCGUAUGCUUUCUCGGCCUGUUUGAUUGGCUUCUGCCAUGGUCUGCUGGGGCUGAUCGAGUGCAUCUCUGGCAGCGAACAAGUGAAGUCGGCCAGGGAGACGACCAAUUCGAUUCUGGAAAUAGUUCCCUUGCCUCUUGUCAACAUUGAUAUAUUCUUUGGGGGCGAGAGCAACAACAUUGCCCUGGGUCACGGCCUGUUCAUUGUACCAAUGGCCAUCUCAGUGCUGGUCGGCCUGAUCAAGGGUGAAGGUGGCGAGGGCGAUGAAGCGGUCGAGACACUCAAGCUUCUGACCAUUCUGGGUAACAUAACAUCUCUCUGCUACCUUGCCAUCAACGAGGGUAGCUAUCACAUGGGCGGCAUGGCCUUCCUCGCGUUCAUGGCCAAAUAUGGUUCUGAAUUCCUGGAGACUCAAGUCGAGGGCUCUGGGGAUCCGAUCAAGUACAUCAGCUGGUCCGGAUUCUAUUUACUUACCAGCUUUGCCAUUGGCAAGAAGUAAUCAACCCGAAUUGUUUGAGAAACGCAUCACAUAAAAUACACAAAUACUAAAAAAAAAAACACGAUUAGACCCAAUUGAAAAAGUUGAAAUGAAA